UUUACGCUUCUUCAUGUUGUGGAUUGAAAGUAACAGCUAAAAAGGUUUUAGGUGGCAAGACCCUAAGUUUAGUGUGUGUAAUAAAAACUGACUUUUGAUAAAGGUUUUCAUCUUGAUUCUUGUAAAAAAUGACAUAAAUCGUAUGAUUGUUCUUAAAAUGUUGUGUCCAUGGUUACUAACUGAUUAAUCUUUGGCAUGGUUGGCUUCGGUUGCAAGUCGGGUUUUCUAUAAUAAUGAUUUUGUUUCUGCAGAUAGCCACUGAUGUGGCUGCACGAGGAUUGGAUAUUCUUGAUGUUGAAGUUGUAAUAAAUUAUAGUUUUUCGCUGACGGCAGAGGAUUAUGUCCAUAGAAUUGGGAGGACUGGACGAGCUGGUAAGAAGGGGGUGGCUCACACUUUCUUCUCUAAGGACGAAAAGGGGACUUGCUGGGAAGUUGAUAAAUUUCUCCAGGAAGGUCAGCAGGUCGUACCUGAAGCCCUACUAAAAUUUGGGACUCACGUAAAGAAACAGGAAUCCAAGUUGUAUGGUGCUUAUUUCAGGGAUAUCGAUUGAAAUGCUCCCAAGGCUACAAAAAUAAAGUUCGACUGUUCUGACAAUGAAGAUUGAUUCAAGGGGUCAUGCAAAAACGAUUCUUGGAUAAUUUGAUUCGCUCCAACGUCACAGAAAAUGUGAAAGCGUGUGGUGCCAUAACGAUAGGAAGCCUAGUAUAGUUUACGUUCUUGCAUAUCUAGAUAGUAAGUUAUUUAAAGGAUAAAUUUCAGUAUUU
Olea europaea var. sylvestris is the source of this 765-nucleotide messenger RNA. Its product is annotated as DEAD-box ATP-dependent RNA helicase 5-like. NCBI's taxonomy places the organism in Eukaryota, Viridiplantae, Streptophyta, Magnoliopsida, Lamiales, Oleaceae. Gene Ontology annotation, biological process: rRNA processing. The record is from RefSeq and is a predicted model, not a curated record. The coding region runs from base 234 to 551 and encodes 105 amino acids. The transcript is spliced from 3 exons. Gene Ontology annotation, cellular component: nucleolus. Gene Ontology annotation, molecular function: RNA helicase activity; RNA binding.